Messenger RNA from Corapipo altera (White-ruffed manakin), 1260 nucleotides. Its product is annotated as actin filament-associated protein 1-like 1. The transcript is spliced from 10 exons. NCBI's taxonomy places the organism in Eukaryota, Metazoa, Chordata, Aves, Passeriformes, Pipridae. Gene Ontology annotation, cellular component: cytosol. The coding region runs from base 1 to 1173 and encodes 390 amino acids. Gene Ontology annotation, biological process: inflammatory response; regulation of interleukin-6 production; positive regulation of epidermal growth factor receptor signaling pathway. The record is from RefSeq and is a predicted model, not a curated record. Gene Ontology annotation, molecular function: SH3 domain binding; SH2 domain binding.
AUGCCCCUGGGGGGCUGGCAGCCCUCAGCGCCCCGGCGUCCCCUUCCUCGAGGCUCAGCAGGGGAGGACGAGGAGGAGGAGGAACAGGAUCGCUCCCGGCAGAGCCCCGCCCGCAGCCCGCGGCCCGGCGAGGACACCAAAGGAGGGUUCCUGGCGGUGCGGCUGCGGGGCCGCUGGCAGCGGCUGUGGUGCGCCGUGCGCCAGGGAGCCCUGCGCAUGUUCCCGGAGCCCGGCCCUGCCCAGCGCCCCGUCUGUGCCCUGCGCCUGGACGGCUGCGAGGUCUCCCCCGGGGCAGCCGCCGGAUCCCCCCAAAACCUGCGCAUCCGCAUCGCCCAGCGGGGUCGGGAGCUCGCCCUGCUGCAGGCCCGGUCGGAUGAGGAGAGGGAAGCCUGGCUGAAGACCCUGCAGGCCAGGGGAGGAGGGGAGCCGGCGGGUGACGGACCCCACAGCAAGCCCCCCCGGCCUGGUGAUGCCAGCAGCCGCCCUGCUGCCGGUGGGCUGAUGCUGCGCCGUGUGCCCACCCCCAACACCUACAUGGAUGACCCCUUUGGGCAGCCCCUGCCAGCCGAGACCCCCAAGCACCUCUACUCCAACGCAGAGCGGCUGCAGCAGCUGCAGCAGAGCUUGGACCGGGCAGUGCAAGGGCAGCGCAGGAGACCCGUGUCUGCACUGCCCAUCUGUGCCAGCAGCAAUGCCCUGGGCAGUGCCCGGCCCUCGCAGGCAGCACCCCCACCAGCUCCCCGGGGCAGAGCUCCCAGCCCACAGCAGGCAAAGGAGAACCCCAACCUCGGGAGCAGGGAUCUUUCCCGAUCCCAGCGCACCCUGACACUGCCCGAGAAGAAAGGGACUCGGGAUGGGCUGGACAUCCUCAUUGGGAAGAGAGCCUUUCCCAAGCUGGAGGAGAAGGUGGGACAGCUGGAGAGGGCCUGCCGUGUGAAGGGCAGGCUGAAAGCCGGCUCCGAGAUGAACCUCCUGGCCAUCGGGAAGUCACUGAAGGGCCACAUCGCUGCCACCGCCAGCUCAGCUGGCUCCGAGGGAUCAUUCCUCAGGCCGCUGCUGAAACGCACCACGUCGGCGAGGAGCGCCCUGAAACCGCCCCCGUCGCCCGUCAUUGUGGAGAAGGGGAACGUGAGGCAGAAGAGGAAGGAGUGGGAGAUGAAGUCUGCGAUGUGACCCCGCCCGCCUGCAGACGGACCUGCUGGAGCGGGAGUCUCCCGGCUGCGCGUGGAUCGUGCAGGACCGGCCUGGAUUCAGCCUGGA